CAACAGCCUGGAGAUCUCACCAAAAAUAACACAAACUCCGACAGGAUACUCAGGCCCAUGUGCUUCGUGAAGCAGCUGGAGAUCCCUCAGUAUGGCAGCUACAGACCCAAUAUGGUUCCUGCGACGCCAAGAGCCAAUCUAGCCAAGGAACUGGAAAAGUACUCCAAGGUUACCUUCGAUUAUGCAAGUUUCGACGCUCAGGUUUUCGGCAAACGCCUGAUUGCCCCAAAGAUUCAGACAAGCGAAAACUCACCCAAAGCCUUUAAAUCUAAACCAUACCCAAAGGCCUCAUCCCCCAACCACAGCCCAUCCAGCAGUUAUGUUAAAAGCACUUCCUCUUCUUCCUCUGGUUUUGACUACACCCAUGAUGCAGAGGCUGCUCACAUGGCAGCAACAGCUAUCUUGAACCUUUCCACCCGGUGCUGGGAGAUGCCAGAGAAUCUUAGCACGAAACAGCAGGACCUGCCAAACAAAUCAAUGGACAUUGAAGUAGAUGAAAACGGCACUUUGGAUUUAAGCAUGAACAAACACCGGAAACGGGAGAGCACAUUCCCCAGUAGCAGCAGUUGCAGUAGCAGUCCCAGCAUGAAAUCCCCGGAACAGUCACAACGCCAAAACUGCACAAGUGCCACCAGCAGCAACAUGACGUCACCCCAGUCCAGCCAGACUUCCCGACAGGAUGACUGGGAUGGGCCCAUCGACUACACUAAGCCAAAUCGCCAGCGAGAAGAAGAGCCAGAAGAAGUAGGUUGCGGAGGACAUGUUCCUUCAACCCUGUCUGGUGAUGCAGAGUUUCUAAUUAACUUAAAAAAAGUAAAACUUAAUUAUAAAAUCUUCCUUUAA
Messenger RNA from Staurois parvus, 843 nucleotides. The record is from the annotation of a GenBank genome assembly. Lineage: Eukaryota; Metazoa; Chordata; Amphibia; Anura; Ranidae.